Molecule: messenger RNA, 1635 nt
Organism: Colletotrichum orchidophilum
Lineage: Eukaryota; Fungi; Ascomycota; Sordariomycetes; Glomerellales; Glomerellaceae
Product: cofactor FMO1 FAD enzyme
Exons: 5
Source: RefSeq, a predicted model, not a curated record
CAUGGUGGAACUACAAUUCAAAAGGUUGAUGUGGUCAUUAUAGUUGCAGGAUGGUACGGACUCAUUGCAGCCAGGACGUAUCUUCGAUUGCGUCCUAAUAUCGAAUUGCUCAUCAUUGAUUCGGAUUCAACCGUCGGAGGCGUUUGGAGCAAAGACAGACUUUAUCCCAACCUGGUGGCGCAGGUCAAGCUCGGACUCUUCGACUACUCUGACACGCUGAUGCCACCCUAUGGCGGAAAUGAGAACUAUCCCAGGGUGACUGGCGAUAUGAUACAUGGGUAUCUGCAGUCUUACGCAGAAGAGCACGACCUCCUUCGUCGCAUUAGAUUCAACACAUUUGUUACAAACGCCGUCCAAAACACCGGCGGGUGGCGUCUCGAGCUGGAAAUAUUGGACCACGUCAUUCUGGCUGAAAAGCUGAUGGUUGCGACCGGAGUCACCUCGAUCCCUCCAAUGCCAGAAUUUCCCCAGUCAGGGGAAUCUAUCGGAUCCAUUCGCGAGAUUUCGUCAGCGUAUGAUGCCGUAUGUCUGCUGCUCAAGAUGGGCAAAAGAGUGACGUGCGUGAUCCGUACUGAGGGCGCUGGUCCUCUGGCCAUUCUUCCAUUCAAGAUCCUGGGUGCAGUAAACGCCAUUGCCUUCGCAUCCACACGGCUCAUGACGUUCCCAAGCCCUUCAAUCCUCAACACAGAGGGCAUGAUGCCUCGGCUUUCCCAGAGGACCAAGCUAGGUCGCUGGUGCGUCGGACGAUUCUGGGAGUUUCUCGAUUUGGUAAGCCAGAGACACGCUGGCUACGGAGCUGGCGACCAUGUGAAGAUGCUCAUGCCUGAGAUUGAGAGACAAGGUGUGUUUUGGGCCCAUGCUGGUCUUGGCGUCGUUACACUGCCCGAUUUCUGGCCGACGCUUCACAGCGAACGCUUGUCUGUGAUUCGGGAUGAGCUCGUCGAGACGAAAGACAACGCGGUGCUACUGAAGCCUGCAAAGUCCAUUAAGACCGACUACAUCAUCUCGUGCACUGGUUGGGGCGAUCACUUUGGCAUGUUCGACCAACAGCACAAGUCCAAGAUCGGACUUCCUCAUUGGUCUACUGAGGACGGUGGCAUCAUUAACUGGAAAAGCUACGAUGCAACUGCGGACAAAGAUGUCAACCGACAUCUACCAUUCCUCGUUUCAACGCCCAAGCUGGCGUAUGAUGAACGCUUGUCACUAGAUCGUCAGCACAAAUGGCGUCUCUAUCGACGCGUGGUACCUGUUGAAAUGGCCGAUGCCGGCGACAGAUCCCUCGCUAUUAUGGGACAAAUUCACACGGUUCAAACGCCACUGGUAUCUGAGGUCCAGUCUCUCUGGUCCAUAUUGUAUCUCGAGGGCGAGAUCGAACUCCCGGACGCGGGUUCCAUGGCCAAAGAAGUAUCACUGUGGAAUGCGUGGACACGAAAGCGGUAUCUCGGACAGGGGCAAAAGUUCCCUUACUCGCUCUACGACUUUCUCCCAUAUAUUGACUUGCUGUUCAAGUACAUGGGACUCCAAAGUCGCCGCAAGUCCAACUGGGAUUCAGAACUGCUCAGCCCGUACCGACCAAACGAUUUUGCCGGUUUUGUAGACGAAUAUCUUGCUCAGAGAAAGCUCAAGACUUCCUGA